Eublepharis macularius is the source of this 3956-nucleotide messenger RNA. RefSeq names its product kelch like family member 7 (gene KLHL7). Lineage: Eukaryota; Metazoa; Chordata; Lepidosauria; Squamata; Eublepharidae. The coding region runs from base 136 to 1896 and encodes 586 amino acids. Gene Ontology annotation, biological process: protein ubiquitination. Gene Ontology annotation, molecular function: protein binding. The record is from RefSeq and is a predicted model, not a curated record. The transcript is spliced from 11 exons. Gene Ontology annotation, cellular component: Cul3-RING ubiquitin ligase complex.
CUCCUCAGAGCACGGGGGAGAGUCGUGGCGGUGCCUCUGCUGGCUGUGCCCGCUCAGUGGCGUUUAUGACCGGCCUCGGCUCGGCUCUCGGGAAGCCCUCGUUUCUUUUGCUGCGAGAGGAGGGCGGAGGGGAGCAUGGCGGCCUCGGCGUCGGAAAAAAGCGGCAAGAAGAAAACGGAGAAGAAACUCGCCGCUCGGGAAGAAGCCAAAUUAUUGGCCAGCUUUAUGGGGGUCAUGAACACCAUGAGGAAACAAAAAACUCUCUGUGAUGUCAUUCUUAUGGUCCAGGAAAGGAAGAUUCCAGCUCAUCGCGUUGUCCUUGCAUCUGCCAGCCACUUCUUCAACUUGAUGUUUACAACAAAUAUGAUUGAAUCAAAGUCAUUUGAAGUGGAACUAAAAGAUGCAGAGCCAGAUAUUAUCGAGCAGCUUGUGGAGUUUGCCUACACUGCAAGAAUUUCAGUAAACAGCAACAAUGUCCAGUCAUUGCUAGAUGCAGCAAAUCAAUACCAAAUUGAGCCUGUGAAAAAAAUGUGUGUGGAUUUUUUAAAAGAGCAAGUUGAUGCUUCAAAUUGUCUUGGUAUAAGUGUUUUAGCAGAAUGUCUCGAUUGCCCAGAAUUGAAAGCCACUGCAGAUGACUUUAUCCAUCAGCACUUCACUGAAGUUUACAAGACAGAUGAGUUUCUGCAGCUAGAUGUUAAACGUGUGACACACCUCCUGAACCAAGAUACUCUCACUGUAAGAGCAGAAGAUCAGGUUUAUGAUGCUGCAGUCAGAUGGCUGAAAUACGACGAGCCAAACCGCCAGCCAUACAUGGUUGACAUCCUUGCUAAAGUCAGGUUUCCUUUAAUUUCAAAGAACUUCCUCAGUAAAACUGUACAGGCUGAACCACUUAUUCAGGAUAAUCCUGAGUGCCUUAAAAUGGUUAUCAGUGGAAUGAGAUACCAUCUGCUUUCUCCAGAAGACAGAGAAGAGCUAGUAGAUGGCACUCGCCCACGAAGAAAAAAACACGAUUACCGCAUUGCCUUGUUUGGAGGAUCACAGCCACAGUCGUGUCGAUAUUUUAACCCAAAGGAUUACAGCUGGACAGACAUCCGUUGUCCCUUUGAGAAGCGGAGGGAUGCAGCUUGUGUCUUUUGGGACAAUGUAGUUUAUAUUUUGGGUGGUUCCCAGCUUUUUCCUAUAAAGCGAAUGGACUGCUACAAUGUUGUGAAAGACAGCUGGUAUUCCAAACUGGGGCCUCCAACACCUCGUGAUAGCCUUGCAGCAUGUGCAGCAGAAGGAAAAAUUUAUACAUCAGGGGGUUCAGAAGUAGGAAAUUCUGCUUUAUAUUUAUUUGAAUGUUAUGAUACAAGAACUGAAAGCUGGCAUACAAAGCCCAGCAUGCUGACUCAGCGGUGCAGUCAUGGGAUGGUAGAAGCAAAUGGUCUGAUUUAUGUAUGUGGAGGAAGUUUGGGAAACAAUGUUUCUGGAAGAGUCUUGAAUUCCUGUGAAGUUUAUGAUCCAGCAACAGAAACAUGGACAGAGCUCUGUCCAAUGCUUGAAGCUCGAAAGAAUCAUGGACUGGUAUUUGUGAAAGACAAAAUAUUUGCUGUGGGGGGACAAAAUGGCUUAGGUGGCCUGGACAAUGUAGAGUAUUAUGACAUUAAAAUGAAUGAGUGGAAGAUGGUAUCUCCCAUGCCAUGGAAAGGUGUAACAGUGAAAUGUGCUGCUGUGGGUUCAGUCGUCUAUGUCUUAGCUGGAUUUCAGGGUGUAGGUCGAUUAGGACACAUCCUUGAAUAUAACACUGAAACAGAUAAGUGGAUAGCCAACUCCAAAGUCCGUGCUUUCCCAGUGACCAGCUGUUUAAUCUGCGUAGUUGAUACUUGUGGAGCAAAUGAGGAAACAUUAGAAACAUGAAGACUUCAGGGAAAUAAUAAGGUGCUCCUGGAUGACGCUUCUGCUUUUUCAGUUGUCAGAGUGAAUACUAUGGAAAAGCCAAGAUGCCAUUUUAUCAUCAUUAUGUAUAUAAUGUGAAGUUGCUUGUGAAAGUUUUAUUUUUUAUUUGUAGAAGUUUUUAUUUUUCCCUUUUGAAGAUUGGAAGUAUUUCUGCCAACCUGGAAUGAAGACACAUGACAGCAGUUUUUUAAAGAUGCAUUUGUGCAGUAUUGCCAAAAAACAAAGAAACUCAGCCCUGCCUAAAUAUAUUGUGAAAUAUUUGCAGAAAAAUGGUGAGAUUAUUCAUGUAGCAAAAGUGAGUGAAACAAAGUGUGAACUUGCUGUUCUUCAGAAAAAUGUGCUGUAUUACUGUUAUGCAGCUUCUUCAUAAGACUAGAGGUAUGUAUCCCAGUGUCCAAAUGAAAAAGCUGUUGAACAAAAUACUUUAACAACUUCAUAGUGUUUGUGUCUGGACUGAGUUGGCUCAGAUAACUAAGGGCAUAUGUUCCUUGGUUUGGUGCUUUAUCACACAACUGUAAUCAUACCUAGCAAUAGGAAGAUACUUUUCUUCCCAGACUUUCCUAUACUGACAACAGGAUGCCAGCUAUGUGAACAGUAUACUCCAUGCUCUGCUAUCUCAUGUCAAUUAUGUGCGUAAUAGAAGUCUGUCAUUAAAUGCAUGCUUUAGGAGUCAGAUGUUCUCCCUCCCCCCCCCCCCCAUAAACAUACCAGUUCCCUAAAAUAAGCAUUGGGCCCAUGAAACCACGUAUUGCACUUUCCCUCACACUUCCUCAUGAGCUGUUAUUUCCAUUUGGGACACCAAAGGGCAUGGGAGCUGCUUUGCAGUUCCUAGAUGUCCUCUAGAGGGCAACAGGCAAUUACAUAUGAGAACAUAAUUGUAUAGUUGGGGUAAAAACUAAACCUUUUCCUGUCAAAACCAGUUUCUGGGAGAGGGAGAGAACUUAAUUGCCCUGACAUUAUUAUUAAUUGCAGUCCUUUUUUCCUCUUAGAAAUUAAUGUGGACCAGGCAUCCCUUUUUGGCGUAUCUAUUCUGGUUUAGUUUCUUGGUUAUAUCAGAGUAUGUAAAAAAUGGAAUCUAGGAAGUGGCUUGUAUCUAAAUAUCAAUUUCUUCCAAUUGCUUGUUUGCCUUGGGGUAGAACAAAAUACAUUCACAUUCCUUAUAUCUCUGUUGUACUAUUGCACCUGCAGUUUCAGAAAUUCUAAAAUGAUAUGGAUAGUAAAAAGAAUAUAAGCUUGCAUGUGAGGAGUUAAAUAGCUUUUCAUAUGUAUAACACGUUAGAAGGCAUAAAAUACACUGUUUCACCCAUCAACUUUUUUCUUCAAAAUUAUAACUUGCCAAGAGUUCCAAGACAUCCCCUAUACCUUUCUUGGUUAAAACAGAUUAUAAUGUUUAAAUUUUGCUUCAAUGUACUUCUUAUUACCAUCUUUUAGAAAUCCUGUCAUUAGAAGUUUCAAUCUAUACUAAACAACUAUGUAUAUGUCUGUGUAAGGGUGUACAUGUCUGACCUUUUAAGGACUGUUAUUAAUUUUAUAGUAUGGGAUUAUUAAACCAAUUCUGAAGCACAUUUUUCUAAUUGAACAGAUUUACCAAGAGUGGAAUAAUUGGCAAAUCAACAUGAAGAAAAGUAAAGCUCACCUUUUUGUAUGCAAAUAGUUUCAGUCUUUCUUUAAAAAAAUUAAGCUGUUUCAGGUGGCAUUCAAUUUUUAGAUCCUUUUCAAAAAUUAAUCCAAAAAUAUACAAUCUAGUAUGAAAAUGGUUUUUCAUUAUUUUCCUUGGUUCAAGACUUUUCCAUUUUACAUAUCUAGCUAAUAUGUAAAAUCACAUUUUAUUGUUGAUUCUUAGUAUAUGAAAACUAGUGUGCAAAAAGUUUUCUUAGACUGUUUUGUGUAUUGGAAAAUGUAUGGAUAAUUCUUGAUUACUGAGUUCUUGGUUCAGUAUUAGCAGAUUUUGGAAAGUGAAGCAAAUACCUCAGUGAGGCUUGUGGGUCAGUAAACUUUUAAUUAAAUAUAUGUUUUUCUUA